AUGAAGGCCACUACAAUCCUUCCCUUGAUGGCUGCCCUCGUGGCUGGUGUCUCUGCUCGGGCUCCUGUGACCCUCAACUUGACUGGCCACAUCGAUGCCUCCCAGGUCAUGUCAUUUGUCUAUGUUCCAUUCCAAGUCGAGCCUGAGACUACCUCGGUCUAUGUUCUGCAGAACUACUCCCUCAAGGGUCAGGGUAACGCCCUCGACCUGGGUGUCUUUGAUCAGCGUGGAUUCCAGCUGCCUAACGGUGUGAACGACACCUUUGGAACUCGUGGAUGGUCCGGUGGUUUCCGCAACAACUUCACCAUUACUCCCUCUUGGGCUACUCCUGGCUACAACCCUGGUGCUAUCGAGCCCGGUACCUGGAACGUUGCUCUGGGUCCUUACCAGUCCGUCCCCCAGGGGAUCGAUUGGCAAUUGCAGAUUGUCAUGAGCUUCGACCCCGUCGACACUUACUUCUCUCCUACCUUUGCACAGGUCGACUUUGACACUGUCGGUCAGUUCGAGCAGCAGGAGUGGCUCCGUGGCGAUUUCCACAUGCACACCGUCUACUCCGAUGGAAAGUACACUCCCAAUGAACAGAUCCAAAUUGCUCUGGCCCAGAACCUGUCUUUCAUAUUCUUCUCCGACCACAAUACCGACAGUAGCAACAACAUCAUCGGCGCUUACCAGCAAGCCCUUGCCCCGAAUCUCCUGAUCUGCCGAGCCAUCGAAGUCACCACUCGUCAUGGACAUUGGCAAGCCGCUGGUCUCGACCGGGAGCAGCUCAUCGACUGGCGUUACCAGGAUGUUGCCGGCUUUGUCGAGGCUACCGAGCAGGUUCACCGUGCUGGCGGUUUCGUCUCCGUCAACCACCCCUUCGCCGCCUGCCCGGCCUGCAACUGGGGCUUCGAUGAAUGGGACCACAACGAUGCCAUCGAAGUCUGGAAUGCCGACUUUGACCCCACCGACCAACAGUCCAUCCAGAAGUGGCACGAGCUUCUCGUCGCUGGCAAGUUCACCGCUGCCAUCGGUGGCAGUGACUCCCACUCUCCCCCAUCCUUGAACGGUAUCCCCACCACCGUCGUCAACGCCCGCGGCCGCACACAAUCGGCCAUCGUCGCUGCUGUUAAGAAUGCCCGCGCUUAUAUCGUCUCGGGUCCCGGCAAGUCGAUGUCAUUCAACGUCAAUAUGCGGAACACUAUUGCUCAGAUCGGUGACAAGGUUCACGGAAACAGUGCUGGUGCCCAGGCCUCCCUGGCCGUUGAGGGUAUGAGUGGCCAGAAGGCUUGCUUCAUCUCGGACAAAGGUUACUUCUAUAACACUACCAUCAGGGAUGGAGAGACUCUCCAGCGCCCGCUCCCUGCUGGCCUCAAAUUUGUGAGAGUGGAGGUCCGGAACGUCACUGAUGAUUUCGCCAUUGGUCUGACCAACCCUGUCUGGUUCAUUUAA
Molecule: messenger RNA, 1431 nt
Organism: Penicillium daleae
Lineage: Eukaryota; Fungi; Ascomycota; Eurotiomycetes; Eurotiales; Aspergillaceae
Product: PHP domain protein
Exons: 1
Coding region: 1-1431 (476 amino acids)
Molecular function (GO): 5'-3' DNA exonuclease activity; 5'-3' RNA exonuclease activity
Source: RefSeq, a predicted model, not a curated record